Molecule: messenger RNA, 1248 nt
Organism: Centruroides sculpturatus (bark scorpion)
Lineage: Eukaryota; Metazoa; Arthropoda; Arachnida; Scorpiones; Buthidae
Product: mitochondrial chaperone BCS1-like
Exons: 3
Biological process (GO): mitochondrial respiratory chain complex III assembly; protein insertion into mitochondrial inner membrane from matrix
Cellular component (GO): mitochondrial inner membrane
Molecular function (GO): ATP binding; ATP hydrolysis activity
Source: RefSeq, a predicted model, not a curated record
UACAGCAUUGGCAGGAGAACUUGAAUAUAGCAUAUGUGUACUUAAUUUGAGUGAAAGAGGACUUUCUGAUGACAGACUUAAUCAUUUAAUGAAUAUAGCUCCUCAGCAAUCUCUUAUUCUGCUCGAGGAUAUAGAUGCUGCUUUUAUUAGUCGUGAAGAAUCAAGUAAAGUCAAUAUAGCAUAUGAAGGAUUGAGUCAUGUAACACUCAGUGGUUUGCUAAACAUGUUAGAUGGAGUUGCUUCAUCUGAAGCAAGAAUAGUAUGCAUGACAACAAAUUUUAUUGACAGACUUGAUCCUGCAUUGAUACGACCUGGCCGCGUAGACGUCAAAGAAUACAUUGGGUUUGCAUCAGCUCAUCAGUUACGGUUAAUGUUUGAGAGAUUUUAUCCAUAUGAGAGUAAAGAAAGUGCUGAUAAGUUUGUUUCAACAGCAUUACAGACUAAUAAAGACAUUAGCAUGGCCAUGGUACAGGGAUUUUUUAUGUUUUAUAAAAAUGAUCCUAAAAAUGUAAUCAGUAAUAUUGAAAAGAUAUGGACUUUAUGACACUGAAGAAAAUAAAUUAUUCAAAUUAAAAGUUAAUAUAAAUUGUAAAUAAAGCUAUAUACUGUAAUGCAUCACAAGAGCUAUGAUUUUUAUAAAAUUUUAUAGUUACACACAGUGUGGGCCGAAGGUAAAUUUUUAGAAUAAGUUAAAGUAAAAACGUUUAAAAUACAUAAAAGAUUUCAUAAAUAUAAAAAUAGGAAAAUACUUGCAUUUAAUAGACAUUUAAAAGUAAAAUUCUUUAAUAUUUGCCAAUUUAUAUCGACUGUUAAGUUUUAGAAAUGUAGUCCAAAAGCAUUAGAACUUGAGGAUUAAUGUAAGUCUGAAAGCACUACUUGUUUUUCAAACUACAUUAAGGCAAAUAUUUUUCUGUUUUUAAAGGCGUUUAAGCACUGUUUACCUAAAAAUAAUUAAAUUCUUUAGUGUUUUUUUAUUUCGUUUUCUGAUACUUAUUACAAUACCUUUUAACUGAAUUGAGUUUUAAAAUUAAUUUAUCAUAAAAUUUUGCCUUGACAAUUCUAUAAAUUAGUCCUACCAUAAAUAGGAAAUCUUCCAAUUAUUAUGUUUCAUCAAGGUCACAUUCUAUGUGGUUAAAUGUGUAAAUAUUUUCUCAAGGUACUUUUGGCUCAUUCUGUAUAUAUAACUUAUAAUAGUACUGUACUUCAGUACAGUCGACCCCCCUAUAACACGGUAGAUACGUUCCGUUU